ACAGUUUUUCCAGAUCUAGCAACGCCGUCGCUGAGUGUCGUUCUUUUUUGUGCUGGUUUACUACGUAAAAGUGUUGCUCGCUUUACGUUCGUGCGAUAAAUAAAUUAGUAUCAUUCCCAACCGGUCGUCCAGAGUAGCUCCUUCUUGGGCAGACGGUCGAAACGAAGGAUUGCCAUCCGAUUUCCUGGCUAAAUCCGAUAUCGAAACCAAGAGUUUGGUCCAAAGUGCGUGCGAGUGUGUUGGUGCGUUUCAUUUCGCGUGCGAGUGUGUGUGUGCGUGUGUCGUCGUAGCAGCAGCGCCAGUGGAGGAAGAAGAAGCAGCAGCAGAAAAGGAGCAGCGCAAGAAGAAGAUUGUCCAGGCACAUUUGCCGGAACGGGAAGGAACCCGUAACUUGGAAGGGACACAAGGCGAGAGAGCGAGUUAGAGGAGAGAGAAAUGCAACAACAACCGGAGUCCGGAGGCGAGGAGAGCUGGCUGGAGGAGCAGUGUCACCGAGAAAUCCACGGUCAGCACGAUGAAUACGAACGGGAGUUUGUGCGUCAGCGGGAUAACAAUCUGGGCACUGUUUGGGGAGCAUUCCAAGAUUCGGCCACCGCCGUUGCACAGCUGUACAGAGAACGCUCAUCGAACACAUUUUCCUCAGACACAGGCGCCCUUUGGCUGCCCUUCCAGACCGCAGCUGGCACUGUGACAACACUCUACAAAGAAUCAUGUGAUGGUCUCAAACGCACCAGCGACGCUGCCAUUCAAUGCGGCUACCAAAGACGCACUCGCGAAUUGGCCGAUUGGGCGCGAAGCAAAAAACGCCGCAUGAUUCGCCGCGAGGAUCUGUUGGCCUAUUUGGCCGGAAAGCCACUACCGCCAUGCAACUCAAAUCCACAUGCCAAUCGUCGUUCGCCGAAGCCGGAGCAUCACCACCAGAGUGGCAGUGGUGGCUCUGGCCUGGGAUUCCACGGCUCCGGAUUGGGCCUGACCGGUGGUCCGCUCACGGCUGCCGGGGGUGGGCACUUGCUGUCCGCCGGAGCAGCCGGUGGCCGUCAGGAGGGAACGGGCGGUGCCCCCGGCGGCGGAAUCGGCGAUGACUUGCACACGUUCAAGGAGGCCUUGGUUUUGCGGCCACGUGGCCCGGAACUAUUGGCAUUUGUCGCCAACGAAAUCGCGCGACAUUGCAAGCGUCCCGGGAGUCCCAUUGACGACAAAAUGGACAUUUGCCACUACAGUAGUAAACGCCAGCGCUUCAUGUAAUCCACAAGCAAUUGCAAUUGCGAUCCCAGCCCAAAGCCAAGCUCCCGGUCACUAGGACACCAUCUAGCUACUCCACCUCGUCUGAUUAAAAAUGAAAAUGGAAAUGAAAAGGAAAAAUAUAAAGGCCACUGCGAGCGAAUUGUGUCGAAGGCUUGCGAGAACGAGAACAUAAGUAGUAACUUUAUGUUAAGAUUUUCAGUUUAAGAAUUGCCUACCGUAUUUUUUUUUUUAUAAAAUCAACCCACUUUUAGCCACCCACUUUGUGCACAUACAUGCAGCAAAUGUACGUAAAACACACAAAAAUCACACGCAUGAAUAGGGUUAAGUUAUGUUUUAGUUGAUAGCACUUAAGAAAAAAGUCAUGUCGAUUGUAAUGACACCAGAAGAUGUUUAUGUUAUAAGGAUAAUGCCGAUGGUGGGCACAAACUGUUAAUCAUUGUCAUCAUGCAUUAAUGCGAACGGAGUGAAAAGCUUAGGAGUACGAUAUCUGUUAUAUGCCAGCUGUGCGUCUGAUUUACGAUUACGAUUAAGCGAAGCAGUAAUAGUGAAUGGUAUUGUAAAAUGCAUAACCCCAAUAUAGUAUACAUAUAUAUAUAUAUUUUUUUUUUGCAUUAUGCAAACGACAAAUGAAGCUGUGUAAAUAACAACAAAAUAAGAGACACCCCCAGAAAUCCGAAGCAGAAAUAUAAUGUUACAUAUUUAUAUAUAUACACUCCUUGUAUAUGCUACUUAAAGCCGCCUCUACCGCCUCAUUUCAUCCGAUUUCCGGAACUUGCAGCUCAAAAUGUCACAUAUGCGGUGUCCGACGAAAUCGAAAUUGUGCCCAUAACUCAUGGCGGUUGAAGGAGCUGAAAAGGAACUCCGACUGAACUAUGGCUAAUGAUCGGUUCGAGAUGUAACUCAAAUAUCUCUUUUUAGGCAAUCCGAGUUGUGGAUGCUUGACUGUAUUCCCAAAUAUGCCGAGUCUGUCCUGACAUUAGCUAUAGUUCUAUCGGGGCGUAUCCAAACUAAAACUAUGAUGUGCAAUCCGUGGUGAUUGUGACUCCAAGCUUGCCGAGUUAUACCAGAUACCCCCCCACAACUAUUUAUACAUAUAUAGAUAGCUAUGUAUAUGAGUAGCAUACGAUGAUGUAACAUUGAUCCACGUAGAGUUCGGUGAGAGAAAUCCGGAGGCAGAGAAUUACUAAAGUAAAAUAUUGAAGAGGCAGCAAGCCGUAUAAAUUAAUUGUGUAUCGGCGUGAAGUCAAGAGUCGGGAAUCGAAGUCCUAUGAAAAUAUUGCGUUGUAAUUGUAUGUACUAAAAUCUAAACGAUUAUUAAAAAAAAUAAUAAUAAAAGAAAUCCAUAAGAAAGUCGAAAAACAAUACCUUAAUGCAAAGAACAACCGGCGAGAGAUCCGAAAACAAAAUUGUAAGUUAAAUAAAAACGUAUGAAAAAAAGAACAGAAAAAUGCAAAGCAAAUGUGGUUUAUAUUUAACGAGGGGUUAAUUUAAACAUAUAGCAUCUUUAUCAGCGAGUUUGAGAAUAUCCAUAAAAAUCGUUCAAGUCCCAAAAAUUUGACACACAAAAAUAUCUGUUUCAUUUUACAUUGAAAUUCAUUGCUAUUUUUAUUUCGUAUUUCAUUAAUAUUAAUUACAUUUCUUGUAUAUAUCUUGUGUGUAUAUAUAUAUGUAUAAUUUUAUUUCCAUGUAAUUUAUGUUUCGUUUGUUGAUUUUGUUGACUGCUCAAAGCUGGCGAAUAUGUUCGUUUCGAAGGUUAUCUAAAAUUAGUUACGAAAACUCAGCGAAAAUAUAUAUAUAUCCUGUUUGCAAUUCUGGCCGGUUACACUGACAAAUAAAUGUGGAAAAUAUCGUGUAAAUUUCAAAAAUAGAAACUGUCAGCCAACAAACACAACGCUUUUUACUCAAAAAAUAAUUGGCUGUCGGUGAUUAAAUUCGCAAGUAAAAUAGAGUCAACUCUUGUUUGCUUUCUCGUUGAAAGUAAGCAAUAAGUUAGCAAAAAAUAACAAUUAAAAAAUAGCAGUUAACUAUUUCGAAUACGAAUCCCCAGAAGACGCGAGCCGAUCUUUUCACAUUGUAUAUAUAUAUAUUUCUAAAAGGUAAAGCGAUGAAAAUGUGUGCCAAAAGCAGCUCUUCUAAUCAUGGAACACUUAUGGAACGAAUAGAACGCGCUUUGUUUUUAAUUUUUCCUUUUUUUUUUGUUUUGAUGUUAUCAUUUUAACAGCAACAGAAACGAGAGAGCAUAGUUAUAGGAUAUUGAUUUGUGGUGGCGCGGAGGUGAAGGGAGCGGGGUAAUCGGGGCUGAAACAACAAUUCAGAUUUAGCAAGAUUUCCUUCUCUACAAUUAUGUGGUUUAUUAAAUACAUAUGGAUAUUCCUUCAUAUUGUAUAUUAUGUAUAUAUAAUUCAUUUGAUUUACUUAAACGCU
This is a messenger RNA of Drosophila melanogaster (fruit fly), 3669 nucleotides long. RefSeq lists its product as uncharacterized. The record is from RefSeq and is marked reviewed. The coding region runs from base 436 to 1245 and encodes 269 amino acids. The transcript has 5 exons. Gene Ontology annotation, cellular component: nucleus. Lineage: Eukaryota; Metazoa; Arthropoda; Insecta; Diptera; Drosophilidae.